AUGGCUGACUCCGAGUACACUGAUGAUGAAAUGGACUAUGAGAGUCCAUCCUCGCAAGCCGUUGUCUUCGACGCGUUCCUGGCGCCAUUUCGCGCGCUGUUCUCCAGGACCGCCCUCCGCAUUUACCUCAACAUUGUGUUGUUCAUCGGUGCCACGGUUUUUCUGUUAGGUGUUUCGGGACUCGCAUAUGCAAUCUUCUACUUCAGAUUCAUUCCCACGGUCGGGAUCGACCAACAAGUCCACCUACAAUUCGGUGACGGUCACCCGUGGGGAACUGUUUCCCUCGACCCCGAUUUUGUACAUUCACAACCCUACGAUGUCGCCGUCGUGCUCGAACUCCCUCCCACUCCUUCCAACCAUGAUGUGGGCAACUUCAUGGUCGACCUCACUCUCCUCGCUCCCCCAUCCGGCACUGGCCUAGCUGCUGUAUCAAAUAAACCGAAUCCAAUCCAUCACUCUCGACGACCGGCUAUUCUAACCUACACCUCUCCUCUCGUGGAUGUUGCGCGGCGGGUGCUGCGCCUACCCUUGUACAUGGUGGGCUGGCGACGUGAAGCCCAAACGUUGGAGGUACCCAUGAUGGAGAAGAUUGAAUUUGCGCGAGGGGCGCGCAAUCUACCGGAAGGCCUUCGGCUCGAACUCCACAGCGAUGGGAAGAUGCAGAUCUAUUCUGUGCAAGUCGAGUUCCGAGCUCGAUUUACCGGCAUGCGGUGGUUCAUGUACCGCUGGAAGAUUACCUCUUUCGUGAUAUUCAGUUCCAUGUUCUGGACCAUCUCGAUGAGCUCAGCCAGUUUGACAUGGUUCAUAGGAGACACUGAAACAGAAGAUGGCAGCACUUCGAGUGAAGUUGCCAAGGUGAAAGAUGAAGAAGUGGACAGUAAGCUGCUGCAGAGCUAUCCUGAGACCCACGAUUCAGGCGUUGGAUCGGGCAUGGAGAGCGCAGAGGACCGAGGAAUACAGAAACGACGAAUGCAUUCGCUCGAGGAGGAACAGUGA
Messenger RNA from Penicillium cosmopolitanum, 996 nucleotides. RefSeq names its product seipin. Bases 1 to 996 code for a protein of 331 amino acids. The transcript is spliced from 5 exons. The record is from RefSeq and is a predicted model, not a curated record. Gene Ontology annotation, cellular component: endoplasmic reticulum membrane. Lineage: Eukaryota; Fungi; Ascomycota; Eurotiomycetes; Eurotiales; Aspergillaceae. Gene Ontology annotation, biological process: lipid droplet organization; lipid storage.